Molecule: messenger RNA, 557 nt
Organism: Drosophila eugracilis
Lineage: Eukaryota; Metazoa; Arthropoda; Insecta; Diptera; Drosophilidae
Exons: 2
Source: RefSeq, a predicted model, not a curated record
CCCAGACAAUAUCGUUUAAUCAGCCGGAGCGAUUCGUUGUCACUUCCCAAUGGAACAUACCCUCACAGAUUGACCCUGCAGAUCCAGGAUUCUACAUGACUCACCGAAUUGUCCUACUCAUCAGCACACAAGCGUUUUUUGAUUUACUUUCAAAUGGCAAAAUUUCUUUGGGUCCAGGCCUUCCUUGCCUGGUCAAUACUGCACUUGGUUGGAUCGUUGGAGGAAAGGUUUCUGAUAAUCCGCAAUUGGCACGUUCUACGGAGCUGCAAGGCGUAUUAGAAAGGUUUUGGCUAAUCGAGGAGUUUGAUUCACACGAUCAAGGUUUUACCGUAAAAGAGCAGGAAUGCGAACGGCAUUUUGUGGCAAACACAAGGUUUCUCACAUCUGGACGGGUCUCAGUUUGCUUGCCAUUUAAGCCAAAUGAACGUAGGUUGAGCCGCAAUCCGUUGUUAAAGGAGAUGUACGUUCAAUUCAUGAGGGAAUACAUAGUUUUGAAUCACAUGCAAUUGGCAUCUGAUUUCGAAUCUCAAAAGAAAUCCGGCAUCAUGGAGUCCUAA